AUGUCGUGGUUCAGCGGCAUCCUGGUGCCCAAGGUGGACGAGCGCAAGACGGCAUGGGGCGAGCGCAACGGCAAGAAGGGGCAGCAGCGCCCGCGCGCCGCCCUCUGCGGCACCCGCUACGUGAGCUGCCUGCAGGACCCUGACAUGGAGCGGCCCGCGGGGCCGCGCUGCACCUGGCAGGAGGACCAUUACGGCAAGAAGGGCGCGGAGCCCCCGGCACGGCCGGCCGAGCCGGGCACGGAGGGCGGCGAGGCCAAGGCGCCCAAGGAGGCGUCGCGGCGGCUGUCGGCGGGCGAGUGCCGCCGGCGGGUGCUGCAGGUCUUCCGCUCCAAGCGCUUCCAGUCGGCCAAGCUGGAGCGCCUCUACCAGCGCUACUUCUUCCAGAUGAACCAGAGCAGCCUCACGGUGCUCAUGGGGGUGCUGGUGCUGGUGUGCGCCGUGCUGCUGGUCUUCCAGUGCGCGCCCGGCUCGCCGCCCGUGCCCGCCGCCGCCGUGCUCGCCGGCGCCACGGGGCUCUUCCUGCUGCUGCUCGUGCUGUGCAGCCGCAGCGCCUUCCCGCAGGACUACAUGGGGCUCGUGAGCUACGGGGUGCUGGCGCUGCUGGGCGCCGUGCAGGCCGUGGGCGCGCUGGCCGCGGCGCCCCGCAGCGCCGCCGAGGGCGUCUGGGCCAGCGUCUUCUUCAUCUUCAUCGCCUACACGCUGCUGCCCGUGCGCAUGCGGGCGGCCGUGCUGGCCGGCGCGCUGCUCUCCGCCCUGCACCUUGGCAUCUCCUGGCACCGCAACGCCGCCGACCCCUUCGUCUGGAAGCAGCUGGGCGCCAACGCCCUCAUCUUCCUGUGCACCAACGUGCUGGGCGUGUGCACGCACUACCCGGCCGAGGUGUCGCAGCGCCAGGCCUUCCAGGAGACGCGCGGCUACAUCCAGGCGCGCCUGCACCUGCAGCGGGAGAACCGGCAGCAGGAGCGCCUGCUGCUCUCCGUGCUGCCCCAGCACGUGGCCAUGGAGAUGAAGGAGGACAUCAACACCAAGAAGGAGGACAUGAUGUUCCACAAGAUCUACAUCCAGAAGCACGACAACGUCAGCAUCCUCUUCGCGGACAUCGAGGGCUUCACCAGCCUGGCGUCGCAGUGCACGGCGCAGGAGCUCGUCAUGACGCUCAACGAGCUCUUUGCGCGCUUUGACAAGCUGGCGGCGGAGAACCACUGCCUGCGCAUCAAGAUCCUGGGCGACUGCUACUACUGUGUGUCGGGGCUGCCGGAGGCGCGCGGGGACCACGCACACUGCUGCGUGGAGAUGGGGGUGGACAUGAUCGAGGCCAUCUCGCUGGUGCGCGAGGUGACGGGGGUGAACGUGAACAUGCGUGUGGGCAUCCACAGCGGGCGGGUGCACUGCGGCGUGCUGGGGCUGCGCAAGUGGCAGUUCGACGUGUGGUCCAACGACGUGACCUUGGCCAACCACAUGGAAGCGGGCGGCAAGGCCGGGCGCAUCCACAUCACGUGGGCCACGCUGCAGUACCUCAACGGCGACUACGAGGUGGAGCCGGGCCACGGCGGCGAGCGCAACGCCUACCUCAAGGAGCACAACAUCGAGACCUUCCUCAUCGUGGGCUGCAGCCAGAAGCGGAAGGAGGAGAAGGCCAUCCUGGCGAAGCUGCAGCGGGCGCGCGCCAACUCGGCCGAGGGGCUGGCGCCGCGCUGGGCGCCCGAGCGCGCCUUCGCCCGCGCCAAGGACUCCAAGGCCCUGCGCACCGCCAUCGCCGUCUUCGUCGUCCUCCUCCUCUUCGUCGCCGCCUUCGCCAACAUGCUCUCGUGCAGCCGCGCGGCCCUGCGGGACUGCGCCGCGCGCCAGCUCAACGUCACCCCGGCCGCCGUGGGGCCCUGCCAGCUCCGCGCGCUCAACUACUCGCUGGGCGCCGCGGGGCCCUGUCACCGCGAUGGCCUCGCCUGCCACUUCCCCGAGUACUUCAGCCACAGCGUGGUGCUCAGCCUGCUCGCCUGCUCCGUCUUCCUGCACCUGAGCAGCUCGGGGAAGCUGCUGCUCACGCUGCUGCUGGGGGGCACCUACCUGCUGCUGGCCGAGGGCCCCCACGCCGCCCUCUUCGACAACUACGACCUGCUCGUGGUGGCCAACGCGCUGCCGGCGCUCAACGGGACCCAGGCUCAGUGCGCGGCGGAGGGGAAGGUGCCGCUGAAGUACGUGACGCCGGUGGUGCUGGCCGUGUUCGCGCUGGCGCUCUACCUGCACGCGCAGCAGGUCGAGUCCACGGCGCGCCUCGACUUCCUCUGGAAGCUGCAGGCCACGGGCGAGAAGGAGGAGAUGGAGGAGCUGCAGGCCUACAACCGGCGGCUGCUGCACAACAUCCUGCCCAAGGACGUGGCCGCGCACUUCCUGGCGCGCGAGCGCCGCAACGACGAGCUCUACUACCAGUCGUGCGAGUGCGUCGCCGUCAUGUUCGCCUCCAUCAGCAACUUCUCCGAGUUCUACGUGGAGCUGGAGGCCAACAACGAGGGCGUCGAGUGCCUGCGGCUGCUCAACGAGAUCAUCGCCGACUUCGACGAGAUCAUCAGCGAGCAGAAGUACCGGCAGCUGGAGAAGAUCAAGACCAUCGGCAGCACCUACAUGGCGGCGUCGGGGCUCAACGCCAGCACCUACGACCGCGAGGGCCGCAGCCACGUGGCGGCCCUGGCCGACUACGCCAUGCACCUCAUGGAGCAGAUGAAGUACAUCAACGAGCACUCCUUCAACAACUUCCAGAUGAAGAUCGGUGAGCGCCGCGCGCCCCUUUGCGCGCCCAGGCCCUAG
Messenger RNA from Nothoprocta perdicaria, 2802 nucleotides. RefSeq names its product adenylate cyclase 6 (gene ADCY6). Gene Ontology annotation, molecular function: adenylate cyclase activity. The transcript is spliced from 16 exons. The record is from RefSeq and is a predicted model, not a curated record. Gene Ontology annotation, biological process: intracellular signal transduction; adenylate cyclase-inhibiting G protein-coupled receptor signaling pathway; adenylate cyclase-activating G protein-coupled receptor signaling pathway. Gene Ontology annotation, cellular component: plasma membrane. Lineage: Eukaryota; Metazoa; Chordata; Aves; Tinamiformes; Tinamidae. The coding region runs from base 1 to 2802 and encodes 933 amino acids.